This is a messenger RNA of Aricia agestis (brown argus), 2491 nucleotides long. RefSeq names its product serine/threonine-protein kinase PAK 3-like (gene Pak3). The coding region runs from base 193 to 1692 and encodes 499 amino acids. The transcript has 2 exons. Gene Ontology annotation, cellular component: cytoplasm. The record is from RefSeq and is a predicted model, not a curated record. Gene Ontology annotation, biological process: regulation of MAPK cascade; intracellular signal transduction; protein phosphorylation. Gene Ontology annotation, molecular function: protein serine/threonine kinase activity; ATP binding. Lineage: Eukaryota; Metazoa; Arthropoda; Insecta; Lepidoptera; Lycaenidae.
UUUGACAGGUGAUAAAGAAACGAAAAAAAUCCUCAAGUCUGUCCGUCCGACGUCCGUGAUUAGCCACUCCUCGAUAUUACUUAAUUAGUUUUAAUUUUUAGCGGCUACUGCGAGAAAUGUAGUUUGUGAUCUCAAAUGUGAACGUGUGAUAAGUCUAUGGGUUAAAACGAGCGUCGUCAAUAACGAAUCACAAUGACGGGACGUUCGGGCCGCGGUGUAUUCGGGAAGCUCUUCUCCAAGAAGCAGGCGAACCGGGACGACAGGGUCACCGAGAUAGGGAUGCCCACAAACGUGCAGCAACACAUACACGUGAGUAUGAACUCGGAAACGGGCAUGCUGGAGGGCCUGCCGUCGUCGUGGUUGAGGCAACUGAACGCACAAAUAUCGCCCGCGGAACAAAAUGAGAACCCCAAUGCGGCCAUCCAGGCCGUCGCCUUCCACUACUUCCACGCGCUAAAGAAGGAGCAGGCUGAAAAUGAGCCAUGCAAGCAGAUCGUCACAGCGGAGGCGAUCACGAAGGAGGAGUUGGAAAUGAAGAAGUUCCUGGCUAAAAAGAAUGCUCACCAAAGUCAAGACUCGGACAUAUCCAUGGGUCAGAGCAGCGAGGAGGAUGUCACAUCCUCCUCGGACACGAUAUCCCAGCGGCAGACCAUGCCGGUCGCACCUGUUAAGAAUAGCUUAAAGAAGAAGGAUGCGAUGAUGGACUUGACGGCGGGUAUCACAGAUCUUACCUUGAUUGGCACCGAGCCAGAGGAAAGUCCAAUAUUGAGAAAGAAGGAGCUUAUGAACUCCACCUUAACGGAUGAGGAAAUAUAUGAGGAGUUGAGGAGGAUUUGUAACAAAGAUGAUCCCUAUGUCCGUUUUGACAGGAUCAAACAACUUGGUGCAGGAGCCUCAGGUGUAGUGUAUAUCGCAAUAGACAACACAGACAAUUCGAGAGUCGCGAUCAAAGACAUAGACUUGACGAAGCAGAAUAAGAAAGAUCUCAUAUUGAACGAGAUCAAUGUGCUAAAGGGAUUCAACCAUAAGAACCUCGUCAACUUCCUAGAUGCAUUCCUAAGUGAUGACCAUCUAUGGGUAGCCAUGGAGUUACUAGAUGGGGGGUCGCUAACAGACGUGGUCACCGAAGUAGUGAUGAAGGAGGGGCAAAUUGCCGCCGUAUGCAGAGAGACCUUACAAGCCAUCGCAUUCCUCCACUCCAAAGGAACGAUACAUAGGGACAUCAAAUCUGACAACGUCCUUCUGGCUAUGGAUGGCAGUGUGAAAGUUACAGACUUCGGGUUCUGUGCGAACAUAGUCGGCGACGAGAAAAGACAGACUCUAGUCGGCACUCCUUAUUGGAUGGCGCCAGAGGUGGUAACAAGAAAGCAAUAUGGGAAAAAAGUUGACGUAUGGUCGCUAGGUAUAAUGGCCAUAGAGAUGAUAGAGGGUGAACCGCCAUAUAUGAAGGAGGCGCCCAUCAAAGCGUUGUACUUGAUCGCAGCAGUAGGCAGACCAAAGAUACCGCGAUGGGAGAAGCUGUCGCCGGCUUUCCAAGACUUCUUAGACAAAUGUUUGCAAGUGGAUGCCGAUGAAAGAGCUACUGCUGAUGAACUGCUACGGCACCCUUUCCUGGAGUGUGCGAUGGAACUGAGAACCCUCACCCCGCUCAUCAAAGCCGCACAGAAAAUUCUGCACAAGAAUUACGACUGAAUCACCAGUCCAUUCCUCUGUAUCGUUAACGGUAAGAUGCAUUUUUCUAAAAUUCCGUUUUGUACAAAACUUGUACACAUUUUUUUAGCACAUGUAUUUUGUAUAGCUUUUACAGUGAUUAUCGUGCCAAUUUUUGGUAGUAAACUUAGUCAUUAAUGAAGUAGUUAUAAUGCGUAGGCUUUAAAUAAUUUUACUUUUGCAAUGUUAACGUAAGCAAAUUUGACAAUAGUAGAAGUACCAAGUAAUUCAUGUUUAACGUAAGUGCAACACGCACAAAUUAACUUGACACCUGCCUCCAUGGAGUUUCCUUAGAGCAAGGUGUCUAGUUAACUUCUGCGUUAUAAAAUGUAAUCUUUUGUACUCGAGAAGUCGACAUUGUGUAAUAAAUAGUGUACUAGGCCAAAAAUAUUCAAACAAGUGCCUUGACGCAUGAAUUUGUUUCAUUAUCAAAUAACUUGUAAUAUGUCCGUGUUGUCUUAUCUAAUAGAAAAGAUAUGAUAUCUCCUACUGAUAACUGCAUCACUACUCGUCAUUUCUCAGAAUUAUUUAAGAAGGAAUGUAUGUACAAUUGUAUGCCAUAAAUUGUAGUUAUGUAACUAGAUUACUUAAAGAAAAUAAUCUGUCCAAGAGAUCACUUUUGAGAGAACAAAGUAUUUUUUUAAUAUUUUUAAAUUCUAACGUAAAAUACAUUUUCUACUGUGUUCUUUUUUUAAUUUACUAUAUGAGGUAAAUGCAAACCCAGCUGCACUCAACCUUUGGGGGAUAUUAGAUUAUCAUAUAUAUUGGAUCCGAGAUCAUU